Messenger RNA from Electrophorus electricus (electric eel), 2659 nucleotides. It is a transcript of the gene mef2b, whose product is annotated as myocyte enhancer factor 2b. NCBI's taxonomy places the organism in Eukaryota, Metazoa, Chordata, Actinopteri, Gymnotiformes, Gymnotidae. The record is from RefSeq and is a predicted model, not a curated record. Gene Ontology annotation, biological process: heart development; cell differentiation; positive regulation of transcription by RNA polymerase II. Gene Ontology annotation, molecular function: protein dimerization activity; histone deacetylase binding; DNA-binding transcription factor activity, RNA polymerase II-specific.
ACGGGUCGUGCUUAAAUCACUCGGCGGCUUGAUGGUGAUACUGACGGCGGCGAUUACACGCACAGCUGACGGCCCUUUAAACGCCAACGUUUGGUAUUUUAAAUCAGACCAACUGUCCGGCUCAAACACAUGGUCACCUGUGGAUUUAGUAGGUGUGCAUUUUCAAGUCCUGCAUGGCUCUAGCUAACGUCUCCUUUAUAAGAGCUGAAGGCACAACAUCAUGGGACGAAAGAAAAUACAGAUCUCCCGUAUUCUUGACCAGCGAAAUCGUCAGGUGACGUUCACCAAGCGCAAGUUCGGCCUGAUGAAGAAGGCCUACGAGCUGAGCGUGCUGUGCGACUGCGAGAUCGCCCUCAUCAUCUUCAACAGCACCAACCGCCUCUUCCAGUACGCCAGCACCGACAUGGACAAGGUGCUGCUCAAGUACACCGAGUACAGCGAGCCGCACGAGAGCAGGACCAACUCCGACAUCCUGGAGACUCUACGCAGGAAAGGGCUGGGCCUGGAAGCUUCUGAGGUCGAUCAUGAAGACAGUAUGCAGAUAGACCCAGAGAAGUACCUACCCAGUGAGGGCAUGGACCUCUCUGUCAGCCGGCAACGUUACUAUAAUCCCUCUCUGCACCCUGCGGAGGCUCCUGUCCUGGCUGGCUCUGAGAAUGGCUACGUCAGCGUUUCCAACCCCGGCCUGGGGGUGAACCGCCCGCCACCUUUCAAAACACUGAGCUCCAGGCCUGGCAACGCUGUCCCCACUGGACCCAACUCACAUGCCACGCUCAUGGGCUCGCAUGCAGGUAUUGGCUACUCGAUGUUCUCGCAUGGCAACCUGAGCAGAACACUGGAAAUGAAAACUCCGCCUCCCCUAAGUCUGGCCAGUGAGGGUCGACGUGUUGAGCCUCACCCAGGACAGGGUGGAACCCGUGGCAAUCUGACUAAUGCUAGAGCCCUGUAUCAGAGUGUGCACUCUGGUGGCCACAUGAUGGCCAUGGGAAAGCCGGGCUUACUGGCUCACACCCUAGGGAAUUAUGGAUCCUCAGAGUACUGCCAUCCUGGGUACACGAUGGGUUUUCAGCGUAGCUGGCAGCCUCUCACACACCAGGAGCAGCAGCAAACAGUGAUCACCCCAGGGAUCUCAUCAGGUGGAGGUUGCUCUUACCAAUGUCAAGGCUCCUCAGCCUCCACGCCACCUCAUUCUUCCCUCACCCUGAGUAUCAAAUCAGAGCGCACCUCACCUGACCACAUACGCUCCCCGGCCACGCCCCCUACUCGUCACACCGCACAUUCACCAAUGGGUGGCCCCGAAUUUACAAACAGGCCCCCUCCAGAACCGUAUGACGUUAUGGACAGGGAAGAUGUGCUGAGAGGGGGUUACACAGCUCCCCACAGCACGGCGAGAAGCUCUGGGGAAGAGAAGGGUGACCUGCCUCUGAAGCAGUUGGAGAUUAGUGACGGGUGGCCGAGAUAACUGGCAGUCCUGGCUGCGUGGCUUCUUACAGCUCUCCAUACACUAGCCCAACGGCAACCAGUUUGAUUCGUGUCUCUUAAAAGGGCCGAAGACCUUUUUGUUCACAGUGUCUCUCAGUUUGUGUGAGGAAACGUCAAAGCUGCAUUAAACCAGUUAUGUUGACAUAGUAAUGAUUUUCUUGUUUUAAAUUUGAGUUAAUAUUCAACAGUGUUUCCUGUUUGGAAAAGCUUCUUUUUCUGUAGCUUACCUUCAAACUUUCCUGCCUUCAGCCUUUGAACUUGAGUGCCCUGGACACUUUUAUUUGAUAUUCAGAUCUAAAAGACAAGAGCCACCUUCGUGGACGCAAUUAUCUACCAACCUCCUCACUGAAAUUCAACCCCAAGCUGGAAAUCACUGUAAAUGGCAAAGGUUGCCGCAUGGCAGUGUGUAAUAACGUACUUCUCCUUAUCUUACUCUCAGCAACACCACUUAAUCUUUCAGCAGUUCAGGAUUCCUGGUUCAUUUUGAAAACAACUGAUUUUCUAAAAAUGAGAAACUCUCUCAGGGACCCCACGCAGCUUUUUAACCAGUCUCUACUUCAGCUAUACGUGACACAGGCACCAUGAAGAUAUGCAACAAAGAGCUAUAGCACUAUUUUUUGUUGAUUUCGGAGCAUAGUUUUCUUGAAUUCUACCAAAAAAAAAAAAAAAAAAAAAAAAAAAAAAAUUGGCUUGUGCAAUGAGUUAAUAAUUGACAUUAUAGGCUGCAUUCUGCUCCUGUUAUCUAUUUUGAAUUCUAUUUUAUAUGUACAUAUAUUUUACAAAUGAACUUCAACUGCAUUUUGUAGCUGCUCUGUAACUAUGCACUGAUCUUUUUAUGUGUGUGGCGUUUUUUCUUGGAUUUUUUUGGAACUAUGAUAUAAGCGCACUGUUUUGUGGACUGUUUGCACAAAAGCUAUUAUUUGCAUACCAUUUCUGUCUUCUGUGCCAAUCGUUUAGCAUAUCUAACAUCUAUUUGUGUUUUCGGUCCAUUUGUCAUGUGGACGGAAUUUACGGCGCUCUUCUCGCCCGUGGAGGCUGACGGCACAUUCCCACUUUGUCCAGAAGAGGUCAGCAUAUGACACACUAUUGUCUGCUCCAAGCCCAUGGCACACUGCCACUGAUUCCUUGUGUGAACCAUUUCCAUUUUUGUAAAAGAUUAAAGUUUUGCUUAUUUAUU